Drosophila ananassae is the source of this 1995-nucleotide messenger RNA. It is a transcript of the gene Jasper, whose product is annotated as PC4 and SFRS1-interacting protein. The record is from RefSeq and is a predicted model, not a curated record. Gene Ontology annotation, biological process: regulation of transcription by RNA polymerase II. NCBI's taxonomy places the organism in Eukaryota, Metazoa, Arthropoda, Insecta, Diptera, Drosophilidae. Gene Ontology annotation, cellular component: nucleus. The transcript is spliced from 3 exons. Gene Ontology annotation, molecular function: double-stranded DNA binding; transcription coregulator activity. Bases 141 to 1637 code for a protein of 498 amino acids.
AUUUUGGAUAGUUAUCGAAUAUAUCGAAUAGGACUUAUCGAUUUACCAAAAAGCGCGAGACGGAACAGACGCCACCAAUUGGUUAAAAACAAAUAAUUUGAAAUUCCACGCCAUCCACGACAACCAACUUCGCAACGGCAAUGGGCAAAGAAAAGGCUGGCAAGACUUUCAACAUUGGAGACCUUGUGUUUGCCAAGGUUAAGGGUUAUCCGGCGUGGCCAGCGAAGAUCACCAAGUGCAACAACAAAAAGUACAAUGUUUACUUCUAUGGCACGGGGGAGACGGCAAACAUCAAAUUGGAGGACUUAUUCGCCUACACAGGGAACAAGGAGAAGUUCGCGACGGACCGGAACAUGAAGCGCGCCAAGUUCAGUGAAGCCAUCGACCAAAUAGAGAGCGCUCUGCGUGGCGAAGAUUCCGCGCCAAUCGAUUUGUCCGGCGGGGAGGAAGCAGCUGCCGCCGAUGAACCGCCAACAACCGACAAGAAAGCCGAACAGGCGGAAGAACCUAUCAAAGCGGAACCUACAGAAUCAUCUGAUUCAAAUCCAGCUACUACCCCUGCUCCUUCGUCUGCACCAGUUCCUGCGCCAGCGGCAGCUCCGGUGGAAACCCAAAAGAAAGCCGGCGGAGCACGGAAAUCGAAGGCUCCAAAAGCACGCCAUGUGGAUGGUGAUGGGGAGGACGCACCCGAACCAGCUGCUGAUGCACCACCUCCAGCUAAGCGAAGAGUUCCGGCCGAGGGAUUGAACGCUGCUCCCACCACCCCCGCAUCAGCUGCCCCGGCCGCUUCAAGUAGCGCCAAAAAAUCUGCAAAGAAAUCCAAGCCCACGGCGGCAGUUACCCCCAUUCAAAAACGGUCUAAGCCGAUAACCCAAAACAUUCAGAACGACUUACUUAUGGUGUACUUACCCACGGCAAAGUGUUUGGGCAUCAACAUAAACUACAAGAAACCGGAGCGCUUUGAGAGUCCGGCUGCCGAGAAGGCCUGGAUGGAAAAGUCCCGGGAGGAAGCCCACGAGCUGAAGUUAAAGCUGGAAAGUGGCCAGCUGGAGCCGGAAUCUAUGCCCGAAAGGAUAGUUGUGGAACCGACACGGAACGAAAUACCCAAACAGGAGGCCAUGCGCUUCAUCGAGGAGCUAAUCGAGCACGAGGAUGCCCUGUUUAUGGAACGCGAUUUUAUCACACUCUCCCAACAGCUUCGGGAAUGCCUGGGUCUGCGGAGAGCCAAUGUUGGCAAAUGCCUAGAGAUCCUGGAACAAUUCAAGGAAGUGGAACUAACUAAACUUAUGCUGCUGCGGAACCCCGAAUGUGUGGAUAUUAUGCGGAGACUGCGGCGAUAUGUCGGCAACCUGGAGCUCUGGAAGAUGAACUCGACAGACGAAAUGGAGUUUAAGGAGAAGGCACAGAUUAUUCGCAAGGUCUCCACCAAUAUCUAUGACAGUUUCAAGGCUCUGUUCGCUCCGAUCGUGGAGCAAGAAGACAAUUUCUGGGUAGACUUUUGCGAGAAGGUUCGUAUAUAUAAGACAUAUACGAAAAACAUGAACGAGAACCUACGGGUAACGAUGAACGAAAGUGGUUACAACAACUUGGUGGUAGCCAAAGACAAUUCGGCUUCUACAGCUGCCGCCCAGCAGUAAACGAUCAGUGUUUAUGGAUGAGUUCCGCAAGUCCCUCUAUAUUCUAAGUUACUUUUAAGCGUUAAAACCCGGGCUAUUUGGAUUCCCAGCUCUGGACGAUGAAGUUCGACAUGCCUAGUGCUAUUGCUUAAUUUCUAGGAUUAAAGUUCAUGCUAUUUAGUAAUUGAUAAUUUGACUCCAAGCCCCAAGCGUUUGGACCGACCCGCCCCCUCCCGUGUACUGUGCAUUUUUUUUUCAGCACAACCUAAUUAGCUACCCAAGCUUUUGACCCCAAACAUAUAUAUAUUUACUAUGUGUGUAGAUGUUUUGAUUAAUAAUGAAUUAAAAAAUAGAUGGUACAUACUACUAAAAUAUUGGA